Molecule: messenger RNA, 552 nt
Organism: Armigeres subalbatus
Lineage: Eukaryota; Metazoa; Arthropoda; Insecta; Diptera; Culicidae
Exons: 1
Coding region: 1-552 (183 amino acids)
Molecular function (GO): nucleic acid binding
Source: RefSeq, a predicted model, not a curated record
AUGACGGAUCAAAAAAAAAUCGAUAAAAAGCAUCCGAUCGUACUUCCAGCUAAGCAUCGGCUGACCGAGCUCAUUGUUACCAAAGAACACCACAAGACACUUCAUGCAGGUCCUGGCCUACUACUUUCGUCAAUCCGUCAAAAAUACUGGCCUCUUGGCGGCCGGAACUUGGUUCGACAAAUCGUCCACCGUUGCGUAACGUGCGUCCGUGCUCGACCGAAGCCACUCGAACAGCUGAUGGGCCAGCUUCCUCCUGUGCGCGUCAACCAGGCGUACCCGUUUGAAAACGUCGGUAUCGACCUGGCAGGUCCAUUAUACGUACGCCCGUCCAUCCGAAGCAGAAACUCAUCGUUUGCAAAAGCGUACAUCGUAGUGUACGUCUGCCUCGCCACAAAAGCUGCACAUCUCGACCUCGUUUCCAGUCUCACCACUCAGGCAUUUAUAGCUAGUCUCCGGCGAUUCACCGGUCGGAGAGGCAAACCGGCGCACAUCUAUUGUGACAACGCGACCAACUUUGUUGGUGCAAGACGCAGCAGCACAAGGAAUCUGUAG